CAAUGAACUUUUGUUCCUAACAACAACGAAAAUGGCGUCUGUUGCUGCGGAAAGUCGGCCGCAAACUGUGUCGUUUAGCGAUUUGACGGAACGAACUCCAGAAAAUCUUGAGGCUGAAUUAGUACAGGAUCCUCCAAUUCAAGUCAACAAUAAUGCCGCCGAUGAUAUAGAAAUCGACUCUGAAGAAGAGGAAGCUGAAGAACAAGAGCCUUGCCCAGAUGGAAUUCUGAAUGAGCGAGCUAUCUCUGCUGGACUCUCCAACCUUGGUAGAUCUGCAGAUGGAACACAACUCACUUUCCUCAACCUCACACUGCCUGGCUACAACCUGCAAGGAAUUAACAUCCUUGAGAACUAUGUUCAUCUUCAAAAGUUAGAACUGCCUUACAACAGAAUAACAGAUAUCACUGUCAUGGGAUGUAUGCCAUACCUUGUUCAGCUUGAUGUAUCCCACAAUGAAAUCACAAACCUCCUGGACUUCAAGCCUCCAUACAAUCUCCAAGAGGUUGAUAUGUCUUUCAACAAGAUCAGUGAGAUGGGAGAUUUGUCAGCUCAUCAUGCUCUCACCAAACUAGUCCUUGACAACAACCAACUGUCGACCAUUGCAGGAGUGGAGAAUUGCCGGUGCCUUCAGCACUUGGGUCUGGCUCACAAUAACAUAUCAGUUAUUGAGAAACUGGACCACCUCCCUCUUAGGUUCAUCAACCUGCGAUGUAAUCAGAUCAGCAUGAUCGAGAACCUGGACACGCUUGUAAGGCUACAAUACCUUGAUCUCUCUGGCAAUGAAAUAUGCAGCUUAGAAGGAUUGCAGAAAUGUGUCUUACUGGAAACAUUGGAUUUAGAGAAUAACCAGGUUGCUGAUAUCACAGAUCUUCAGUACAUCGAGGGCCUUAAGCUGCUACGCCAUCUAACCUUGCUAAGAAAUCCUAUCCAGGAUAUAGAAGACUACAGACUAUCCCUUCUCUUCCGUAUACCACAGCUUAUAGAGCUGGACAGGCAUAAGGUGGAAGUCGAGGAGAAGAUAGCAGCUGUGAAUUUGUUUGAACCACCGAUGGAGGUGAUAGCAGCGCAGGACCACAGACGAGCUCUCAUCUACUCCUCCCUCAAACAAUCCAAGGUUCUUAUGAGUACUUUGCCAAGCAUCGAGACACCUUACCCAAUCCUGGUUCUUGUUGGACCCAGAGGAUCGGGAAAGCAAUCUCUUGCCCAGAGACUGGUGAAGGAGUUCUCAGAAUACUUUGGACUGGGGUUAUUACAUACUACCAGAGGACAACCAGCGGGUGGAGACAAGGAUUAUCAUUAUGUGUCAGCAGAACAAUUUGAAGAGUUGUUGCAAGAGGGUGAGUUCCUGUUGACCUAUCAGAUAAUGGAACAUCGGUAUGGACUGAGCCUCCAGGCCAUCGAGUCUGUCGCCGAAAAUGGACUCGCUUGUGUGCUCACCAUGGAGCUAGAGGGUGUCCUGACCAUGAAGCUAACGCACUUCCAGCCCCGCUACGUCCUCCUCCUCCCGCUGGAUCAGACCAAGCAUGAACAACGUCUGCAGUCUGUCGGAAACCUCUCCGCCUCUCAGGUCCAGUUUGCAGUGGAUAGGACCAACCUCUACCAGCACAUGCAUCAGAAUAAACCAGGUUUCUUUGACAGAAGCAUUGACACCACUGACCCUGAGAUGGCCUUCAAGCUGGUCCGCAACCUGGUCCUGUCCUACCUGGGUCUGGCCGUUCCAGACAGCCCUGAACCCUCAAGUCAGGAACAGGACUCGUCCUCCAUCUACUCCCAGUCUCAGACCAGUUCUGCCAUGAGAUCCGAGAGCCACUCCCCUUCCUUCUCUCAGUCCACUGGUCGACAGGGUCCGCCAGGGAUCGUUGAGAACCCUCCAUCUCCUACCAACAUGAGGACAUGGAUGAAACCUGUCGUUGAUCCUCCCCCUAGACCCCUAAGCCAGAACUCUAAGAAGAGGCAAGAGUCAACUAUGAGUGAUAUAGAAAAGAUCUCAUAUGAAAGGAGAAAGAGUGCUGCCAAGGAAGCUGUCUCUGGUAUCGUACCAAGACCAUUGGAUCAACUUAUCAAUGAACCACCAUCCACAGCACCAGGCAAGCAGUUGGAAGGGCUAGGUGACGAACCCAACCGCCCCAAGACCGUGCCCAACAGUGCUAUCCGCUACCUGGCGGGGAGUCCCGACUCCAGCGUUGCGAGCUCCAGGAGUGACUCUAGAAUGUCCAGUCUGUCCGAUGCUAGAGGUAUGUCGGCGUCACCGAGCGGGUCGCAGACGUCCUUCCAGAUGGUUGGUGGUUCUGAUGGACAUGCUUCUAGACCUGGGAGCGUCGGGUCUCUUCCGGAAGAUAGGCCAGUCCUGCCUCCGAUUCAGUCUGGACAGAAUUCAUAGCCUCAGAACUGUUUUCUUUUCUCCUGCUCUCUGGGUUGAGCCAUUAUUCUCUUUAUUCUUUCCAAAAAUGUCCACACAUUUAAUCUAUUUGAUAUACACUGAAAGAGCAAUGUAGAUGUAAUGCCUUGCUCGAGGGAAUAGUGCUGUGCUGAGGAUUGAACCCCUAUCUUUCAUAGUCAAGGGCCUUUGACCACCCGACCACAGCGCCUCAUGCUGUAAGAGGACAUUAUUACUCAAGGACAUAUGAUAGCACUAUGACCCCUCAAUGUGACAAGCAUGACAAGCACCGUCAAUUAAUUCUCCUUAAAGGUCUAUGGGGUCACGAAAACCUUGUAACUUUUUUAUGUACAUUUAUUUUAAACAUCUACAAAUGAUUUACACAAAAUUUAAUUACAAAAUCACUAAAUAUGAAAGAUUAUUUUAAAGAAAAAAGUGAUUUUGUUUCAUAUUUUGUUUAUAUAAUUUGUUGAUUGAAUCCUGUUCCAUGAUUGGUCAACAUAGCAUCAUGCGACCAAACAUAACAACACAUAACAUUGGUAUUUUUUAAAAAUAAUCAUCCUGGUGUAAAUUAUCCUGAGGGUAACCAACCAACUGAGAGAAAAUAAAAUAACCCAAUUCAUAGAAAUAGACCAGACCAUUUCGUAGGGGGGUGUCUAUUUCAAAUGAAGAUCAUGUAAAUUCACCUGAGGUAAUCAUUGAACUUAGAGAAAAUAAAACAGCCCAACUAAAAUGGAACAACCCAAUUCAUGGAAAUACAAUGAGAAAGGACUAGAGUAAGGAUGUGUUACCGUCCUGGGUGGUGAUGUAGUGAAGAGUAUACAACAAAAGGACAAGAUCAUUUUUGGAUAGGUGUGGGUGUCUUUUGGACAUGAAGACUAUCUAAAGUGACCUAAAAGUUACCAUUGAACUUAGAGAAAAUAGAAAUACCCAACUAAAAUAGAAUGACCCCAUUCAUAGAAAUAACAAUGAGAAAGAACUAAGAAGAGAGUGGUUAAAUGGCCUGGGUGAUUAGGUAAUGAAGAAUGUACAACAUAAGGACAAGAUCAUUUUUGGAGGAGGGGUGUCCUUUUGACAUGAAGACCAUGUAAAGUAAUCUAAAGAUAACCACUGAACGUAAGAGAAAGUAGAAAUACCCAACUAAAAUGGAAUGACCCCGUUCAUAGAAGUACAAUGAUGAAGAACUAGGAUGAGGACAGUUGAAUGACCUUGGUGAUUAUGUAAUGAAGAAUGUACAUCAAAAGAAGAAGAUGAUAAUGGAAUGAAUGAGCACAUCUGAAUAGGAAAAGAAUUAAGGUGACCAGAGAAGUAGGGCAGUGACAGAUGUGAUGAAUUAGAACAAAAGUGUCUAUUGAAGCUAAACUGAAAAACAGCAAACUGAUCUCAACUGAAUAGAUUUCAAACAAAAGCAAACGCAUAGGUACAAAGAACCUUCCUACAAAAGCAUCAGUUGUUAACAUAAGUUCACAGAAGAUACUAUGUUUGUGUAGGUAAUAUUUCUAGUAGCUAGAUUUUUAUUGUGUUGCUAGUCAAAUGUACUGUAUAUUGGUUUAAAAAAAAACCAAAGAUAUAUAAAACAUGCCGGGCAAGAAAUUGACAUUGAAAUUUUCAAGGUUUGCUUCUUACAAAUGAAUAAUGAUAAUAAUCAUAACAACCGACUGCCUAAAUCUGCAACUUUGCAUAACUUUUAACAUUGAAGUGAAUGGGGAUCUUCGGUGCUCUUUUAAGCACUUGGGAGGGGGGGGGGGGGGAAUCGCCCUGAGCUCCAGUGUAAUUUUUUCCUGAACCAUAUUUUAUU
Lytechinus pictus (painted urchin) is the source of this 4175-nucleotide messenger RNA. RefSeq names its product leucine-rich repeat and guanylate kinase domain-containing protein-like. The record is from RefSeq and is a predicted model, not a curated record. Gene Ontology annotation, molecular function: GMP kinase activity; protein binding. The transcript has 16 exons. The coding region runs from base 32 to 2380 and encodes 782 amino acids. Lineage: Eukaryota; Metazoa; Echinodermata; Echinoidea; Temnopleuroida; Toxopneustidae. Gene Ontology annotation, cellular component: cytosol.